UCAAACAAGCGGCUCCGAUAGGCUGUCGAUUCAUUAUUAAAUGAUAAACUGUUUCCUAACACAAGCUGUUUGUUCAGCGUAGUGAAGCCUCUCCUCUGUUGACAUCCAUUCAAAAAACGGCUUUGAUCUUUUUCCCUGCAAACAACCAAAGCGGCAGCGGCAACAUUGUUACUCUUUUCUGGCGAAAGGUUGCUUGUCAUCCAGUGUUUCGGUGCAGAGAGCCACGCUUCAUCACGGUUUAAUAGGUUUAUCAGAAGUCGUUCGUGGAAAGACGUUUUGUAAGUUUGUUUAACACCCCCGAGAAGGCAUAAGCUCUUGCGGUGAAGAACCUGCAGAAUGAAAGAUGAAGAUACAGAGGAACAAACAGUGUUUUGGUGCAGAGAGCCGCUUCAUCGCGGCUUAAUCAGAACUCGUUCACGGAAUUGUAAGUUAAAUCUGUAUAUCACCCCCGAGAAGGCAUAAGCUGUUGCGGUGAAGAACCCUGCAGAAUGAAAGAUGAAGAUACAGAGGAACAAACAGAACCAAUGGAACUGAAGGAAGACAAGCAGCAUCAGUUUGAAAAACCUCAUCAUUUUAAAAAUGAAAAUGGAAAUGCAGUCAUUUCACAGAUUGAACAGAAUUUCACACAAAAACAGGCUGGAAAAACUGGAGCCAAUGGACAUUUCACUUGCACUGGAGAGAAGCCUUAUACAUGCACUCCGUGUGAAAAUGGUUUCUUUGUCAAAGAAGAUCUAAAUGUGCACAUGAGAAUUCAACAAACAGAACCGAUGGGACUGAAGGAAGACAAGCAGCAUCAGUUUGAAAAACCUCAUCAUUUUAAAAAUGAAGAUGGAAUUGCAGUCGUUUCACAGACUGAACAGAAUUUCACACAAAAACAAGCUGGAAAAACUGGAGCCAACGGAUCCUUCACAUGCACUCAGUGUGGGAAGAGUUUCAACCGUACAUCAAACCUUAAGAGACACGUGAGAUUUCACACUGGAGAGCGGCCUUAUACAUGCACUCAGUGUGGAAAGAGUUUCUUUGUCAAACAAGAACUUACGAAGCACAUGAGAAUUCACACGGGAGAAAGACCGUUCGCAUGCACUCAGUGUGGAAAGAGUUUUAAAACUAGCAGUGUCCUGAAAAAACAUGAGCUCUCUCACUCCGGAGUGAGAUCAUUCAGCUGCGAUCAGUGUGAUAAAACGUUUGUUUUUGCAUCUUACUUAAAAGAACAUCUUAAACUUCAUGCUGGUGUGAAGCGUCACGUUUGCACUUUUUGUGGAAAGAGUUUUACACAACCGUACAGUUUACAAGUUCAUCAGAGUAUUCAUACUGGUGUGAGACCUUAUGUGUGCUCUGACUGUGGCAAGACCUUUUCUACGUCUAGUGACAUAAAAAAACACCAGAGGAUUCACACUGGAGAGAAACCGUACAAGUGCUCACACUGUGGAAAGAGCUUCGCUGAUUCAUCAACCUUGAAAACACAUGAGAGAAUUCAUACUGGAGAAAAGCCGUACCAGUGCUCUUCAUGUGGGAGGGAUUUCUCCCGCUCAUUUACUCUAAUAAAACAUAAGAUAAAGCAUUGCCCACAGUUGUCUAAGUCACAUUCAGAAGUAAAUAAUUAAUUGAUUUAAUCUAAAUUUUAAAAGAUAAGACACAAAAAAUAAAGUCAUUUUUAAAUGCCUAAUGGAUAAAGUUAACAUGAAGUCAAGGCGUUGCCCAUUGUAUUCAACAUUGCUAAUCAGCUAUUAGUAGCUCAUUCUUUUGCCUAAAAAAGGCACCAGAUGUUUUUCUUUUUAUAUUUAUAAAGUGAUUCUUCUCAUAAUGUAGACUCUAAACGCACUGAGAGAAGAUCAAAUUGCUCAGGAAAAGUGAAUCUGUCAUGUGUCUCUGGCAAUUCAGCAGUGCUUUACAGGUGCUAUCUAUAGCAGAUAAAAUGUGUAAGAUUUAACAUCAUACAUUGUAUGGUUAUACCUUAUAUUUUGACAAACAGUUUGGUAAAAAUGUAAUAAAAGUUAAAUUGUUAAGCAGAUUUUCCAUAUGAAGUUAUGAUAACUUGUUAGUGCCACAGGUGUUCCAUUAGAUGUCGCCAUUUGUUUUCAUUUCAGUUGGAUGAAUCUUGUGAUGAAUCUCUUAUUUGCAUGGCAUCUACAUGUUGUUAUAAUGAUUCGUGAGCUUGCAGAACUCAGCACCUGAAAAAAACUCAGUGUUUUGAGCGGUGAGAGAACAUUUGACGCUCUCCAUAUGCAGGUGCAUCUAAAAAAAAAAAAAUAGAAUAUCGUGGAAAAAAAUUUUUUGUAACAUUUCAAAAAGUGAAACUUUCAUAUAUUCUAGAUUCAUUACAUGUAAAGUAAAACAUAUUACCUCGCUUAUUACGCCGCUUACCUCGCUUAUUGGUUAAGUCCACCCCUGUGUGUCAGACUGUGGUUUUAUUUUUAUUGGGAGAAAUCUGAAUCGGACAACUUAUACAUGCAUUGUAUUAAUGAUAUUUUUAUAAUCCAACCGAGAAAACCGUAAUCUUAUCAAAAAGAUGGAAUUUGUUUCAAUAGAGUGAUUUAAUUAGAGGGUAAUUUGCUAAAAUUAGUAGUGAAGUUUGAUUAUUUGACAGGACAUUUUGGCAAGUAUUAAUAUUUGAAGCUAGUGUGCUGCUCUAAAAUGAAGAGAUGUUUUUUUUUUCUUUGAGGGGUUUUGUUUUUAUUAAUUGUGCACACUAGCAAUAUUGCAUUGAAAUCAUGUUGAACAUAGAAUAUUAAAUCUUUUUAUUAUUUAAAGAAAUAGUCUGUACAUUUUUAGACUGAGAAAUAAAAAGGAACAAAUUCUAUGUGACUAAAACGUACUUGUUUACAUGAAUUCAAGGGGUUAUACCUUACAGAAGAACCGCACAUGCAAUAACUUGUUUAAUCACGUGCAUCAUGCUCUACUGUUUGAAAUACAAUACUAAUAAAAUUAGAACUGCA
Messenger RNA from Onychostoma macrolepis, 2936 nucleotides. Its product is annotated as gastrula zinc finger protein XlCGF8.2DB-like. The coding region runs from base 489 to 1604 and encodes 371 amino acids. The transcript has 6 exons. Gene Ontology annotation, biological process: regulation of cytokine production; negative regulation of transcription by RNA polymerase II; regulation of immune system process. Gene Ontology annotation, cellular component: nucleus. NCBI's taxonomy places the organism in Eukaryota, Metazoa, Chordata, Actinopteri, Cypriniformes, Cyprinidae. The record is from RefSeq and is a predicted model, not a curated record. Gene Ontology annotation, molecular function: DNA-binding transcription factor activity, RNA polymerase II-specific; RNA polymerase II cis-regulatory region sequence-specific DNA binding.